AGCAUUUAUACAAACAACGACAACGAGCUCAGACGCAGGUACCAGCACAGGAAAAAGCUUUCUUGCUUUCAGCAAUGUCCUCGUCCUCUUUCUUUUGAUGCAGACAUCAACCAUCGAACACGAUUGUAGUGCGGGUGCGCAACGAGCUAGUACAGUUCUUGUAACAGCAUCUUCAAUAAAGCUACAAGGUAGAAUAACAGCAACAGAUUAUAUUCGUACUAGAAAGGCAAAUAAUAAUAAAUCUAUCAGACCAACCCGCCGACAUCAUCAAACCCGCCUGUUCAAUUGCAGUAUACAAGGUGACCUAGACCUUGUGGCGUCAUUUUUUUUUGGUUUCAUCGUCGUAGCUCAGGAGGUGCACACUGUGUCCGUGUGGUUUUCUGAAAAGAUCCCGUGUAAUAGUGCGUGGUCAGCGACUUCGGGCUGCGAAGCAAAAAUUGCAAAUUUAAGGAUCUUUUUGAAGAUCCACAGCACGGCGCGAAGCGGACGUAUCUCUACUACGCCUGCGGCACGAAGAUCUGCUGCUAACGUUCCAUCAACUUUCUUCGUGAAGGAAGAUGGUUCGAUUUGGCCCAGGACCUCAAGUACUGCCGGUCGGACUCAAAUUUGGUGGACCGAGAUCCUCUUUUGCAGCUGUAACUGUUGUACAACCGCCGUCGUCGUCAGUCAACAUUAAAUUGAGAGCGCCCAGUGCUCGUGCUGGUAGGUGGAACAAGAAUUGCGCGCUACAGACAGGAAGUGGCUUUUGUACGGCUUCUAGACAGCUCUCACAUUACUGCGCGCCCUGGACGAGGUCCUCAACUGCAAAGCACGUGAACUCAAGAAGUGAUGUGAACCCCAGCAACAUUCAUCCGGUGGUGAUUCGUCCGCGUGCUUUUCGCAGCAGCAAAAUAUCUUCUGGAUUCCAGCUGGUUCCCCCGAGUACUUCUAUUUCCGCCCGACAAGGACUGGUAAGUGAUUCGUAUUUGUUUUUGUUUGAGACUCCAUUAAGACGGAAAAUGAAGUGAAAACCCUGUCCGCUCGUGUCAGAGAUUCCCAGAUGGCUAAAAUCGGUUUCUUCUUUAGAAGUACACUUCCACUGAUUUCGGAAUUGAUUAUCGUAUCGGUCUUGGUAGUGUCAGUGCUUGUAUGUUCCUCUUUGAUCGACGUGAUAGCAAAAUUGCUUCACGACCCACUUGUCUAGCUUUUUCUUGUUUCUUUAUGCGCACCAAAUCUUUGCCGUCUCCGAUGGAUAACAUGUUGUACGUUGAAUACGUACCUACAGGACUCACUCCCACUCUGGUUGAGGACAGUAGGAUAGUAGUUCCGCUCGUCUUCACAUUUUUUUGAUUUUAUUGUUUUUGUCAUAUCAUCAAUUUCAGAAAUUGUUCGCAUAAAGGUUUAUUCAUCGUGGGCCUAAUGAAGAAAAAGAAAUGUGAACAAAUUCCGCACAGAACUCCAACCUCUGUUUCUUCAGCCCUGAUCGGAAAUUUUCGUCCAGUGCCACAGCACCUUCCCCCGAGACAAGAAUGCAAGAGGACGGUAAAGUCGACGUGUAUGUGGUGGGGUUUGGCGUUCCGGGUCGCAGCAUGGCCUGGUUCCACUGUGAGCAGCUUCGACGCGGCUUGAUUCCCAACGCCCGGCUCGCUGGAAUCAUCGAACCGGGUCUGGGACUGGCGAAAAACGCGAAGGACGUGCCCGUGACCACGUGGCAGUUUGGCGAUUUGUCGGCGAAAGAGAAGAACGAAAUCCAGAUCGUAAAGUCGGUUGCGGAUCUGGUCCCGCGGCCCGGCUGCAGUGACCUGUCGCCGGUUGUACGAGGAAAAAGUGCGAAUGAAGUGGAACAACAAGAAUUUUCCUCGUGCGCAGUCGUGGCCUGCCGCACAGUCGAUAUGUGCGACCAACUGCGCCAACUCGUCGAUCACGGGAUCCGGUGCAUUUACUUGGAAAAACCCGGCGCGUUUUCCGCGAAGGAGCUCGAGCAGGCGAAAGAGUACGCCGAUCGGUUUGGCGCGAAAGUUUAUCUCGGCUACAACCGCAACGUGGCGCCCUACUUGCAAAAGAGCGUCAGCUACUUGUCCGAUUUCGCGCAACGAACUGGUGUCACUCCGAAAAAUGUGAAAGAUCAGCAGGAGCUUGUUUUCCACUGCGAGCACUUCAACACGUACCAGCCAAAAGACCUCUUCGAGCUGUGUUUUGCCCGGAACCCGGAAGGAAUUUUGAAGAACAUGGCGAUUCACGAACUCAUGAUCGCCGUGGCAUUUUUUGGUUUCAAAGUCGAUGAUUUGAAGGACGUGCGCAUUCUGAACAGUAAGUUUCACUCGUUCGCGGGUAAUACGACGGGACAAACGAAUUCUCUGUCGGACCACGCGAACAGCGUGCUGGCGAAGCUGGACGGGGAUUUUUCCUUCCUCGAUUUUCAGCUGGUGCACAAGGACCCAGACGUUCCGGUAUUCCAAAUCACCGCGGAUCGCUGCGGGGGCGACGUGGUGCGCGCGACCGUCGCUUCGUGUUGCAACCGACAGAAAACGUACAAGAUUUUGUACCAGUCAAGUCUGGAUAGCGGGAAGCCGGUAGGACCAGCUUUGGGUGCUGUGAGUAGCGCCGCCGGUUCCCCGUGCUGGAUGACGCAGUAUCCGGACAUGAUGCCGUACUUGCGCUUGCAGGCGGACACGUACCGAACGUUGAAAGAAAAGGUGUGUUUCUACUCCACCUCUUCUGGGGCUGACUUUCGAGCUGCAACCAGUGCUGCACCAUCCAGAAGUGCCAUCGCAUCUUCGUCGGGCGGCGGGGGAAAAGUGGCGACGAUCGAGGAUGGCGUCGAAGCGCUGCGGUUAGCGGAGCACCUGGAAAGUCUAUUUAAGCACGCGGCGAAUUCCGACACUGCCGAAUUCGACGUGGAGCCCGCGACGAGGGUCGUGCACGCGAGGCUCUAGAUCAUCACGCGAGGCUCAGUUUUCAUCGUCGGUCGUCGUGUUUCUCAAAGAGCAAAUAAAGAGCGUGAUGUUGGAGCUCUACCUUUCACAUGCCAAGCAUCAACGUACGGUACUUACGCAUCGACGUGUACUACUAGUAUAAUAAAGACUCGUACACUAGAUAAUGAUAAAGAUUAGACACAGGGCGCUCCAUGCGACAGCCACGGUCGAUACGCGAAGAGCUACGUGUACAAAAACAAUACAAAAGAUGAAUUUUUUCGUCAUCUACAAAGCAACACAAAGACCACCGACUUCCGGAAUCGCAUCCGCACCCGAAGCGUCUUCUUGCAUGCAAGUGAAGACAGACCAGGUACCUUCAAAAUCAACUGUAGAGAGCAAACCGGGCGUGCCAAGUUCGGGUGUGUUCACUGGCGAGCGCAAGAGCGGCAACGUAGC
Messenger RNA from Amoebophrya sp. A120, 3350 nucleotides. The record is from the annotation of a GenBank genome assembly. Lineage: Eukaryota; Dinophyceae; Syndiniales; Amoebophryaceae.